CGCCUUCAUCAGGUGAUGGCUAGCCACCGGGUGGCCACGCCGCAGGUCUCAGGAGAGGAUACACAGCCCUCGACCUAUUCUGCCGCCGCCGCCGCCGCCACUGAGGCUCAGGGACCCACCCCGGAAGCCCCCCUUGCUUCUCCGCAGACCUCCCAGAUGUUAGUCACCAGUGAGAUGGCUGCCCCCGGGGCCCCGGCAACCUCUGCACAGUCCCAGACAGGCUCCUCGGCCCAGGAGGCUGCUAACGAGGGCCAUAGUAGCGCCUGUGCUUUCUCUCGGGCUCCCAGUGCCAGUGAGGUGGACACAGCCACCCGGCCCAACACAGCCUUCCUGGGUCCGAACGAUGUCUUUGAUUUCACCCAGCCGGCGGGUGUCAGUGGCAUGGCCUUCCCACGCCCCAAGAGACCUGCCCCAGCCCAAGAGGCUGCCACAGAGGGCCCCAGUGCUGCCUCCGGGGUGUCCCAAAUGGGACCUGGCAGGGAGGUGGCAGACCGGCCCAAGACCACCAAGUCUGGGAAGGCUCUGGCCAAGACUCGGGUGGAGCCUCAGAACGUUGUGGCAGCAGCUGCUGCCAAGGCCAAGAUGGCCACAAGCAUCCCUGAGCCGGAGGGUGCAGCUGCUGCUACUGCUCAGCACAGUGCUGAGCCCUGGGCCAGGAUGGGAGGCAAGAGGACCAAGAAGUCCAAGCACCUGGAUGAUGAGUAUGAGAGCAGCGAGGAGGAGAGAGAGCCUCCUGCGGUCCCGCCCACCUGGAGAGCAUCACCGCCCUCAUUGACCGUGCGGGCUCAGUUGGCCCCUCGGCCCCCAGUGGCCCCGAUCCAGAUACCCUCAAGGCACGUACUGUGCCUGCCCCCCCGCAACGUGACCCUUCUGCAAGAGAGGGCAAAUAAGUUGGUGAAAUACCUGAUGAUUAAGGACUACAAGAAGAUCCCCAUCAAGCGCUCAGACAUGCUGAAGGAUGUCAUCAGAGAGUAUGACGAACAUUUCCCUGAGAUCAUUGAACGAGCAACGUACACCCUGGAAAAGAAGUUUGGGAUCCACCUGAAGGAGAUCGACAAGGAAGACCUGUAUAUUCUUGUCUGCACACGGGACUCCUCAGCUCGCCUCCUUGGAAAAACCAAGGACACUCCCAGGCUGAGUCUCCUCUUGGUGAUUCUGGGUGUCAUCUUCAUGAAUGGCAACCGUGCCAGUGAGGCUGUCCUCUGGGAGGCACUACGCAAGAUGGGACUGCGCCUGGGUAUGAUGGCUCCCCAGCUCCUCCCUGGGGUGAGGCACCCAUUCCUUGGCGAUCUGAGGAAGCUCAUCACAGAUGACUUUGUGAAGCAGAAGUACCUGGAAUACAAGAAGAUCCCCAACAGCAACCCGCCUGAGUAUGAAUUCUUGUGGGGACUGCGCGCCCGCCAUGAGACCAGCAAGAUGAGGGUCCUGAGAUUCAUCGCCCAGAAUCAGAACCGAGACCGGGAGUGGAAGGCUCGUUUCUUGGAGGCUGUGGAUGAUGCUUUCAAGAAGAUGGAUGUGGAUAUGGCCGAGGAGCAUGCCAGGGCCCAGAUGAGGGCCCAGAUGAAUAUUGGGGAUGAGGCUCUGAUUGGACGGUGGAGCUGGGAUGACAUACAGGUCGAGCUCCUGACCUGGGACGAGGACGGAGAUUUUGGCGACGCCUGGGCCAGGAUCCCCUUUGCUUUCUGGGCCAGAUACCAUCAGUACAUUCUGAACAGCAACCGUGCCAACAGGAGGGCCACGUGGAGAGCUGGUGUCAGCAGUGGCACCAACGGAGGGGCCAGCACCAGCGUCCUAGACGGCCCUAGCACCAGCUCCACCAUCCGCACCAGAAAUGCCGCCAGAGCUGGCGCCAGCUUUUUCUCCUGGAUCCAGUAA
This is a messenger RNA of Callithrix jacchus (white-tufted-ear marmoset), 1875 nucleotides long. Lineage: Eukaryota; Metazoa; Chordata; Mammalia; Primates; Cebidae. The record is from RefSeq and is a predicted model, not a curated record.